Maylandia zebra (zebra mbuna) is the source of this 1691-nucleotide messenger RNA. RefSeq names its product septin-5. The record is from RefSeq and is a predicted model, not a curated record. Gene Ontology annotation, molecular function: GTP binding. Lineage: Eukaryota; Metazoa; Chordata; Actinopteri; Cichliformes; Cichlidae.
GGAGCAGGGUGCACCCGGAGCUGAGUAGUAUAAUUCAGGGACGCACACGCCCACAGAGCAUCUGCAGCAUUGUGCUGCAGCCAUGCGCUGCUCUCCUCUGAUCCAGGGACAGCUUGAAUACCAGCAGCAUGGAGCACAUGUCCUCUCCCGUCAGAUUUCGCAGCAAUAAAAAAGCUUCAACUUUCUCGGGCAAGGAGUUGUCCAGUCUGUCCAUAAGGGACCAGGAGGACAUGCAGUAUCCUUAUGCCAUGAGGGAUUUGCCUCUCAUGUCUCACUCUGGUGAACAGCACCAGAGACCAGGCCACUAUGGAGCAGAAGGCAUUGGGAGCCCCAUCAAUGGGAGACACCUCAGCCUUCCUGGGACUCCCUCUCUGGUCCGCACCAUCCCCUUCCACCCCAGGGGCUCUCCAGCAGUCCCUCCUAGGCAUAAUCACAUGGGACUAGAUCCAGAAUUUCAGCAGCUACCGCUGAGGAGGCAGAUUGUUUCUCAGGUGUCUUUGGACUCGCCGCUCAGCCCUUCCAUGCGCCCACGUAGCCCCUGGGGACGCUUUGACCCCUACGACUCUCCUGAGGAUCAGGACAAGGAGUACGUAGGUUUUGCCACAUUACCAAACCAGGUCCACAGAAAAACUGUGAAGAAAGGCUUCACAUUCACACUCAUAGUCGCAGGGGAGUCCGGUCUCGGUAAAUCCACACUAAUCAACAGUUUGUUCCUCACGGAUCUUUACAAGGACAGAAAAGUUCUCAAUGCUGAAGAGCGGAUCAGUCGAACAGUCGCCAUCAUCAAACACACCGUUGGCAUUGAGGAGAAAGGAGUCAAACUGAGGCUCACCAUCAUAGACACGCCAGGGUUCGGAGAUGCCGUCAACAACACAGAAAGCUGGAGGCACAUAGACGACUACAUCGACCAGCAGUUUGAACAGUACUUCAGAGACGAGAGCGGGCUGAACAGAAGAAACAUUCAGGACAACAGAGUCCACUGCUGCCUCUACUUCAUCUCACCGUUCGGACAUGGCCUUCGACCUCUGGAUGUGGACUGUAUGAGGGCGCUUCAUGAAAAAGUCAACAUAAUUCCUGUGUUGGCCAAAGCUGACAGCCUGACACCAGCAGAGGUCUGCAGAAAGAAGAUGAAGAUCAGGGAGGAGAUCAAGCAGUUUGGGAUAAACAUCUACCAGUUUCCUGAAUGUGAUUCAGAUGAGGACGAAGACUUCAAGACACAGGAACAGAUACUUAAGAACAGCAUCCCAUUUGCUGUGAUUGGGAGUAACGUACAGGUGGAGAGUAAAGGUCGAAAGUUCAGGGGUCGCGUCUAUCCCUGGGGCGUGGUAGAAGUGGAGAACCCGGCUCACUCCGACUUCCUGCUGCUGAGGAACAUGUUGGUGAGGACGCACAUGCAGGAUCUGAAGGACGUGACGCGGGAAAUUCACUAUGAGAACUACAGAGCUCAGUGCAUCCAGAACAUGACACGCAUGGUGGUGCUGGAGAGGAAACGCAGUUUGCGUGAGAAAUAUCGGGACGGUAGUGAGGCAGACUUUCCUCUGCCUCUGGCCGUCGCUGACACUGAGAAGGAAAGACUGAUCUAUGAAAAGGAUGAAGAGCUGAGAAAGAUGCAGGAGGUGCUGGAGCGGAUUCAGGAGCAGAUGCAGCACAGUCAUAGAAGUGGCUGCUGAUUCUCACCGUACAUCCCUGAA